Paramecium sonneborni is the source of this 1056-nucleotide messenger RNA. NCBI's taxonomy places the organism in Eukaryota, Ciliophora, Oligohymenophorea, Peniculida, Parameciidae. The record is from the annotation of a GenBank genome assembly.
AUGAAGCAAUCUGUUCAAAGAUAUUCUGUAAAAAUACCUAAACAUGAUAUCAUUGAUAAAAAAGUAUACUAUAUAAUAUGUGUAUACAAUUUGGAAGGUGGUUAACCAAAAGAGAUAAAAAAAAGAUAUUCCGAAUUAGAAUCCAUGCAUUAAAAAAUAUUAGAGUGGAUUCAUAUAUUCAAAAUAAAAAUUCCUAUGAUACAUUUUCCUAAGAAAAAGUUUUUAUUUCAUACAAAUUAAAGCGAAGAAAGCAUUAUAAAACGAGUAUUCUUUAAAUUUAUAUAAAGAGAGGAGAAUUAUAAUAAUAUCUGAAUGAAAUACUUGCCUGCUCAGAAUUACAUUGUUUAGGAGUAAUAGAAGAAAUGCUUCCUAAAGAUCCUAAAUAAAGCACUUAGAAAAAAAAUGAUCAGCCUAUUGAUAGAAGAUGGCAAGAAAUCUAAUAACUAAAAGAAUCUUAUUUAGCAAAACACGGUGAUUCAAUAUUUUCUUUGCCCCAAAAAAAAAUUGAAUAACAAAGCAAGUAUUAAAUCUUUAUAUUUCUAGAUAGUAAUAUAUUUUUAAGUUUGAAGAUCAUAUUAUUUUUGAUGAUUCUGUCUUAUACACAAUUCAAGUAACAGAUACUAUUACAAACAAAAGUUGGAAAUUUACUCAACGUUUUCAAGACUUAAGAGAUUAUCAUAGACAAUUAAAAACCAUCCAUCUUGAUUUUCCCUUACCAAAUUUCCCUGAAAAAAAAUUAGUUAAUAUAUCUGAUGCUUCUGAUCUACGUGAGAGAAAAUCACAAUUAGAAGAUUAUCUAAAUCGCAUAUUUGGGUAUCAAAUUAAUAUUACUAAAGCUAUCAAACUAUAGUUGAAAGUGAUAUUAUGGUAUUUUUUAUUGCUAAAAGUUAACUUGAUGGUAAUGAAAUUGGCUGUCGAUCUAAGGGAACUUCUUAAACCACAUUAGAAGUAAUUACAUAUUUAUAUUAAUAGAACUCUAGUAUUAAAUCGAAAAGCUAAACUACAAUUGAAUAAUUUGAUGAAGAUCAUAAAUAACCUCGAAAAAUAACAUGUUGA